This is a messenger RNA of Leguminivora glycinivorella, 1453 nucleotides long. Its product is annotated as clavesin-2-like. Gene Ontology annotation, molecular function: phosphatidylinositol bisphosphate binding. The record is from RefSeq and is a predicted model, not a curated record. The transcript has 7 exons. Gene Ontology annotation, cellular component: membrane. Lineage: Eukaryota; Metazoa; Arthropoda; Insecta; Lepidoptera; Tortricidae. The coding region runs from base 247 to 1152 and encodes 301 amino acids.
AUCAUUAGGAUGUAACACCCUGUACAUCAUUAUUAUGAGUCACGUUCCUUUAGGUACUCGAACAGAAGAGUCCAGUCGAGCUGACUGCAUCGCAGCUGCAGCCGCUGCACUUCACGUAGUGCUUUAAACAUCUAACAGUGAAAGUGCAGGCUGCGUGACGCGACGCACGCGACGCGACGCGUUGUUCAGGCGCCCUUCACACACAACUCAAACAACGUACAUUUUUUGUGGUCUAAUAAAACAACAAUGCCGAUAAAUGAGUGCGUGACGACCGACCGGUUCAUCGACCUAGCGUACGCGGCCGACGUCGACACGUCCGAGCACCCCGAGCUGCUGGAGCUGGCGCGCGAGCUCGUCGCCGAGGAGCCCGACACCCGCGCCGCGGCCAUACAGGAGCUGCGCGACAUGGUAUACGAGCGCGGCGAGUGCAGCCCGCGGCGGCUGGACGACGCGUUCCUGCUGCGCUUCCUGCGCGCGCGCCGCUUCGUCGUGCGCCGCGCGCACCGCCAGUUGGUGCGUUACUGCAACUUCCUGGAGCAGUACCCGUCGCUGUACCGCGGCGUGGACCUGUUCGCGCUCGCCAAGGUCAAGGGCGCCUACGAGGCCGCCAUGCUGGACCGCCCGGGCGUGGGCCGCCUGCUCAUCACGCGGUUCGGCGCGUGGGACCCGGACGAGUUCCCGGUGGAGGACCUGGUGCGCGCCAGCCUCGCCAUGAUGGAGAUGGGGCUGCGCACGCCCAAGAUGCAGGUGCUGGGCGCCACCGGCAUCUUCGACCUGCAGGGCGUCACGCUGCGCCACGUCGCGACGCUCACGCCUACCGUCGCCUACCAGAUCGUCUGCCUCUCGGGGUACGCGAUGCCGGGCAUCAUGAACAGCUGCCACAUCAUCAACUACAACUGGCUACUGCACACCUUCUUCUUCCUGUUCAAGCGCUUCAUCCGCCGCGCCGCCUGGUCGCGCAUCCACUUCCACGGCAGCGACCUGGAGUCACUGCACCAGCACAUACCGCGCGAGUGCCUCCCGCCGCGCUACGGCGGCUCCUGUCGCCUGCACACCGACUACGCCACCGGCAUGGCCAAGGUGCGCCAGUACCGCACCGCGGCGCUCGAGCGGGACAUGAGGGAGCUCGGCUGGGUGCUCAACGACGACUAGGGCUGAGUGCUCUAACACCUGAUGUGCACUAGAGCCCGAGAGACUGCUACUAUUACUUAAAUUAAAAAGAGACAUCUAGUGAUCAAUUCAGCAACUAUUUAAUUAAAAAGUAUACUUUUUACAGAAUAUAAGCCAAAUAAACCAGUUUAUUCAUAAUAUCUGUUAUUUGUUCUUGAAUUUGAUGAAAUAACCAAACGGUUAAUUAUUGUUAUAGAUGGGAAAGUGUUUAAAAUACAGAUAGGUACCCUACAUAUUAAAUUAUUUAAUAGUUAUGUGACUUAAGUAUGUAAGAUAUAUUUAC